Molecule: messenger RNA, 1860 nt
Organism: Drosophila mauritiana
Lineage: Eukaryota; Metazoa; Arthropoda; Insecta; Diptera; Drosophilidae
Exons: 5
Coding region: 78-1694 (538 amino acids)
Source: RefSeq, a predicted model, not a curated record
UUUUGUUCACUGGCUACACUUAGUAUCUUGCCAAAUUCCAGUUGCGUUUGCAUGAAAUUAGCCGUACAAAAUUCAAGAUGUCAUGGACGAGUGGCCUGUACAAGUCCCUGCUCCUUCGGAGCCAGCAAUCGCUGGUGCGUCCGGAUCUCGCCCUCCUGGACAUCCAGAUAUCGAAGCGGGCCAUUGAGACGAUGCUCGGUCAUCGAAGGGAAUCGAGUUUCAAUCAUUCACAUACCGCCGACAUCAUUGCCAAGAAGUGCGACGAGCUGUUCAAUGCCAACGAAUUCGAGAACGCCCUAACCACGCUUUAUAGGGACGGACGUCCCUUCGGCGGACAGUAUGCCCACGGGCGGUUCGAGAUGAUCAAGCAAAGGAGCCUCGCCGUCUUCGAAGACACCUUGGGCGAAUCCCUGCGUCCCUUCAUGUAUCAGCACAGGGACGUCCUGGAGCACAUCAGCCGCCGUCAGAAGGAGCUAGCCGCCCACGUGUCCCGCCCGCUCUGGAAGAAGCUGCGCGACCAACAGCAAUGCGACGUCCAAAGUAUUCUUAUCAAGGAGCGCCCGCAGUUGACCUUACUGGAAAAGGCCCGCCGGCGGGAGAGUGAGAGUCUGUACAACCAUAACUACUUGGGUCGCAGCGCCGCCGACAUCGCGCUGCUGCGUCAACUGCGCAGCGACCGCAACCUCCUCGAUCCCCUGAGGCUGGCCACCACGCCCCCAAUGCGCAAGCUGACCGCGCAGCAGUUCAUGAUUGUGCGACGGUUCAUGAAAAUGCUUCAAGCCCGGAAUCCGAUGUACAACCGGCGGUACGUGCGACAGCGACACGGUCCGAUUGCGGACCAGGAGCGGCAUCGGUGGCAGGAGAUGCACCUGUUCCACACGCAGUACCAGACGCGACGCGACUGCAUGCGGAUGCUGCACGAGGUGCACAGGCGGCGCCGCGAGGGCGAUGUGGAGAAGCUGUCCGACUACGUGGAGGACACAAUGUCGAGAUUCAUUGAGCACAAGACCCACCGCACGCUGCCCUGGAAGUUUGAGUUCAUCAACGAAGUCUACAAUAUCCUGGCACUGGCCCAUUGCGACAAGUGCGCGGUGCCAGCCAAUGUCGACUUCCUGCAGGCCAAGAAUCGACCCAUCUUAUACCUGCUGCGGACGGAGAAGCUGCACGACAUGAGCGUACAGUUCGGGGGUCCCAACAUCUACGUGGAGAUCGAGAGAGAGGAUGAGCGGCACAGCCGAAUUAUCCAGAAGCUAGAGCAACUGGAGAGUCGACUGCGUCACUCCCGCUUUUCGAUCGAGCGAUCCUAUUUGUUGUUCGAGAUCGCGCGCUGUCACUUUCAGGAGUCGCGUUUCGACAAGUGCCUCGUGGUGGCCCGCAAGGCCUUUAAUGAGGCCCGCAUUUGCAACUGUCUGCUCUGGCGGUUCAACAGCAUCUUCCUGUGCUGCCAGGUGCAUGCCGUGCUCAAUCGCUUCGAGAGGCUGAAGGAAUCGCUGGCGAAGGCCAGUCAGUUGGCCAGCGAACUGCAGGCGCCCAAGCUGGUGGCCUAUAUAGGCAUCUGCACCAACGUUAAUAACUACGAUCUGGCGUUUCAGCGGAUCCGGCAGUCGGAUGUGAACAGGCGAAAGUCCCGGAAGCGAAGUCCCAUCAGCACCAUCACAUCGAAUAGCUCGCAGGGAUCAAUGAGUAGCAUAUAGUCUAGUUAUUUUAUUUGCUCGACUAGUUGCUCUUAGCUCUGCAUUUCACUUCAACCUCGUGGAAUUUAAAGCUAGGAGCAACAAGUUUAGAGUAAUUUUGGAGCAAGUUUUUUACCAUUCGAUAUGAUACUCUUUUUUACGAAUAAAUGUUGAGCAGUGGUUUUAA